UCAAAGACUAAAUCUCCUGAUUUGUGAAACUAAUCUUCGUAUUGUGUGGUUAUGUCAGCAUAACAUUGGAUUGCACAUGCGCUAGUCUCACGAGAUUGCAGGGAGGGGUCAAAGUGCGGCUAAUUCAUGAGUCAUGAUGAGAGAGAACUGUGCACGUGCGCAGCUUCAAUGGAAAUGAUUACGUCAAGGAGUUUCAAUAACAUGUAGAUGUCAGAUGGUCGGAUAGAACCGAGCAAGUCAAGUCUAGAGAGAUGGCUUCUGACUACGUGGCUCCUUCACAAGCCUUUCGGGUGUUUAUGCUCCAAGAGAUUUGCCAGCACCUGACUCCCAACGAUGUUGAAAGCCUUCUCUACACAAAUCAGCUACCCAUGCCAGACCUUACUGAGAGUAGUAAAAAAGUUCUCAUGAAGCUGGAGAUGCGGGGCAAGUUCUCAGCAUCCGACAUAACUCCUCUAGCAGAUAUGAUGAGAAACAUACAAAGAAACGAUUUGGCUAAGCGAGUCGAAAAGUUUCAGAAGUCCAAAAGUAAGAAAGAACAUAAGAAGAAGGAGCGUUGUGCAGCAAUGGAUGCUCAUGAUUAUAUGCUUCAGAAAUGCCAGAUCACAGCAAGUAUAACAACUAUUAAACUGCAAACAAAAAUCCUUUUGGAGCAGAUUGAAGAGCUAAAAAAAACUGCCUCGAAAAUGGGUUAUACAGAAGUGGAAAAAGUAAUAAGAGACGCUAUUGAAAUCAUUGAAGUGCAGUUCCAGGAGAAGCUGAAACUUGCCUCCAGUAAACUUCCCCAGCUGAGACAAGACAGUGUCGAUUCCCUGGACAGUCCCCCAUCUAGCCUGUGCAGUAGCGAGUAUAUUCUGGAUGUUGUGCGGUCUCCAACGGGAACACUCGAGAGAGGACCUAGACCUUGUCCAGGUGCCGUAUCCAAGACAAGGUCACUACCAAGAGACUGUAUGAAGAAACCCUUGCUACCUCCAAGCAUCUCCACACAAGUACAGGAUUCAGACGAUCAUGGCUAUGAUUAUGUGGCUCCUGAAAGUUUCUCACCCCCAAAAAGUGAGCAUCUCCAUUACAGCUCUACAGACAUUGCCCCCUCAAGUAGACAAGAUAAAAGCAGAGGACGUUUAGUCACCGGUCGAGAUAGUCUAGCACAACCAUCAAAACUAAAGCCAGUUGUUUCUCCCAAACCCUCAAAACUAAAGCAAAACUCUACCACCACCUCGACUAGUGACUACACAGGUGGUAGUGCAGACACCAGCACAGGUGAUAGUGGGUUCGUAGACUCCGAGAAGUUCAGGAAGGAAUGUCCUCCACGUCUGUUACCAAGACACAACUACACACCUCUUAAAGCUGAGCAGAGAGAAACUGUUGGUUGUUAUGCAACACCUGAACCUCAAGAUGCCGAAGUAUGCCAUGGCAAAAAUGAUUUGUAUGUGAACAUUGCAAGAUAAACACUUUCUGUUAAUAAUGUAUGUCAUAUAGUUAGUUAUACCUAUAAACAUUCAUGUUUAUUUCACCCAUUAAUUUAUUGAUUGAGUUACAUGUUA
Halichondria panicea is the source of this 1541-nucleotide messenger RNA. RefSeq lists its product as uncharacterized. The transcript is spliced from 3 exons. NCBI's taxonomy places the organism in Eukaryota, Metazoa, Porifera, Demospongiae, Suberitida, Halichondriidae. Gene Ontology annotation, molecular function: protein binding. Bases 252 to 1445 code for a protein of 397 amino acids. The record is from RefSeq and is a predicted model, not a curated record. Gene Ontology annotation, biological process: regulation of apoptotic process.